UGGUUUAGAUCAAUAAUAAUAAAAGAAGCAUAAGAUUGCAUUUAGGUAAUUUCACAAUCCAUAAUUCUAGGAUUCAUAGCAUAAGAAAUUUCAAGGCAAAAUUGAACUAGAAAGAGCCGCAGAUUAUACAACAAUAUGGAUGAGCUGAAGAUGAUUCUAACAGAAGCAUUUGGCGAUUCAUCAAACAGCGAAGGCGAAGAAGAAGAACAAUUUCUCCAUGUUCAUUCUGUUGAGAAUAAGGUCAAUGGAAAAGCCCUAAUCGGGUCAGUGUUCGGAGAAACUCAUAAUUGGGAAAGAAUCAGUGAAAUUGAUGGCCUUUGGCUGUGCAAAGACUUUUUAUCUCCUGAUCAACAAUCAAAGUUGUUAUCAUCAAUCCAACAAGAAGGAUGGUUUGCUGAGUCUUCAAGCAAUCAGGCUAUGAGAUUUGGCGACCUACCAGGAUGGGCGGUUGAGCUCUCCAGGUCUAUCCAUGAGGUGAUUCUUUUCGGUAGUUAUGCUGCAGAGUUGGAAAACUGUGAAAAGGGCAAGGAAGCAUGUAUUUUUCCACAAGAUCUGUUAUGGAGGGAACCUCUAUUUGAUCAACUUAUAGCUAACAUGUAUCAACCAGGUGAGGGUAUCUGUGCACAUGUUGAUCUAAUGCGGUUUGAGGAUGGAAUAGCUAUUGUUUCUCUAGAUUCAUCCUGCGUAAUGCAUUUUUCUGGAGUCGAAAAUGACACAUGCACAGCUCAAGAUCCACCACACAAUGUGCCUGUGCUUUUGACACCAGGUUGUCUUAUUCUGAUGUGGGGAGAAGCACGCUAUCUUUGGAAACACGAAAUUAAUCGAAAGCCUGGGUUCCAAAUAUGGCAAGGUCAAGAGAUUGAUCAGAAGAAGAGAAUCUCAGUGACACUGAGGAAACUUGGUCGCACUGACUAGAAAUUUAGUGCUACACAUUUGCUCGCGUCAUUUUCUUGUGCUUAGGCAGGAACAGAGACUUGCAUUAUUCAUGUUGCUUGAAGAAUUGAAGCUUAUGAUAUAACAUGGACAUGCAUCCACACAUUUCUGCAGAUUAUACUUUGGUAUAAUCCAAUAUAUAUGGAAACUUAUAUAGCCACUCAAAAAUAGCUUCAUUAUGCUCCAGUAAUAAUUCAUAGCUACAUGUUAUAGAAAGGAGACAGAGAGCGAGAUUGGAAGAGAAGAGAGAAGCGAACGAGAGAGGGCAGAAAGUGGGAGAGAGAUGAGUUAUAUGUAUCAUCACUUAGAUGGUUGUAUACUCUCUCUAUCUCAAUUUAUACGAUAUCUUUUAUGUUUUGAGA
Messenger RNA from Solanum pennellii, 1295 nucleotides. RefSeq names its product alkylated DNA repair protein alkB homolog 8. The transcript has 4 exons. Lineage: Eukaryota; Viridiplantae; Streptophyta; Magnoliopsida; Solanales; Solanaceae. Bases 136 to 915 code for a protein of 259 amino acids. Gene Ontology annotation, biological process: DNA damage response; fatty acid metabolic process. Gene Ontology annotation, cellular component: mitochondrial matrix. The record is from RefSeq and is a predicted model, not a curated record.